Molecule: messenger RNA, 5008 nt
Organism: Podarcis muralis (Common wall lizard)
Lineage: Eukaryota; Metazoa; Chordata; Lepidosauria; Squamata; Lacertidae
Product: desmocollin-1-like
Biological process (GO): homophilic cell-cell adhesion
Cellular component (GO): desmosome; plasma membrane
Molecular function (GO): calcium ion binding
Source: RefSeq, a predicted model, not a curated record
UGGCCGAGCAGAAAGAAAGAAAGCGGGGCGGGGCGAGGGGAAAGAGGGAGGAGGGAGAGAGAGAGAAAAGGAAACCUAAUUAAAGGUGCUCGCUCAGAAGAGCCGCUGAGGUAAACUCACCUCCCUUCGCCUCGCCCCACACCCUCGCUCGGAGGCAAAUCCUCCAGCGGACGGGAGGAGACUUGAGUUAACAGAAGAAGGACAAAAAAAAAAUAAAAUCAAAAAAUCACCCGAGUAGGAGAAAACAACCGUCUCCGCCUCUCUGCUGAUCCACUAUCGCUGCUGCCGCCACCCUUGCAGCUCCUGCUGUGGAGACAGGCGGGUCGCCUCAGACUCACCUGGUCGCUCGUCCAGCGCGCGCGCGCCGCCGUUUCCGCUGGUCUCCUUUUCCCGCCGAGCCCACCUUCGCUCGCUCGCGCGCGCGACCCCAAUCCGGCUGCAGCAUGGCCCCGCUAGCGAGAGCGCGGCGCAGGGGGGGCUCCUGGACGGACGCCGGCCUCCGGGUCUUCGUCGGCCUCCUGGUACUAAGUUUAUUUUGUGAAGCUAGCAAGAAAGUGACUUUUAACGUGCCUUCCAAACUAGAAGCAGGAACAUUAAUUGGCAGAUUAAAUCUGAGACAGUAUCUUAGGACAUCUGACCUGAUCAGUUCAAGUGAUCCUGAUUUCAUAGUACUAGAAGAUGGUUCUGUAUAUACAACAAAUGCUGUUUCUUUGUCUUCUGAGAAGAAAGCUUUUACCAUAUCGCUUAAUGACUUACAAGGUCAUCUGCAAAAGAAAAUACAUGUCAAUUUGCUAUCACAUCCAAAAAAGGCUCAUAAAACAGGAGAGACUGUUCUUAGACGAACUAAACGAAGAUGGAGUCCUCUUCCAACCCUAAUAAUGGAAAACUCACUAGGACCUUUCCCAAUGCAAAUUCAGCAGCUGUCUUCUGAUACAGCCCAAAAAUACAACAUCACAUAUUCUAUAAGUGGUCGUGGAGUCGACCAACCACCACUAAAUUAUUUUUAUAUUGAGAGGGAAACAGGAAAUCUCUUUGUUACUGUCCCAAUAGAUCGGGAAGAGUAUUCAGAAUUUGAGAUAAUUUGCAAUGCAAGGACAUUAGAUGGCUAUACUCCAGAGGUACCACUUAGACAUGUAAUCCGAAUUGAGGAUGAUAAUGACAACCCACCAAUGUUUGACCCAGUUACUUGGGCUUUUAAUGUUGUAGAAAACUGCAGAGCUGGUACCGUGGUUGGACAAAUAACCGCAACAGACAGAGAUGAACCUGGUACACUGCACACUAAACUGAAAUACAGAAUUGUGGGCCAGAAUCCUAUACCGCUUCAAGGUUCCAAUACGUUCUCUAUACAUCCAGAUACAGGUUCUAUUACUGUGGCAUAUCCAGUUCUGGACAGAGAGAAAAUAACGACAUACACAAUACUGGUAGAAGCAAGAGAUAUGGGAGGUCAGCCCUUUGGUUUGUGCAAUACUGCAACAGUUGUAAUUGAAGUUGAUGAUGCAAAUGAUCAUGCACCCAUGUGUGAGCACAGCAUGUAUGAAGCAUAUGUUAGUGAAAACACAGUUGGCGAAAAAGUAAUGGACAUCGGUGUCGUAGACAAAGAUUCACCUGGAACACCUGCCUGGCAUGCUACCUUCAACAUUAUAAAGGGAAAUGAAGAUGGUGCUUUCAAAAUUGUAAAAAAUCCUGAUUCAAAUAUUGGUACACUAUGUGUUGAAAAGGGGCUAGACUACGAAAGAAACAAGGAGAGAAAGUUGGAAAUUGUUGUAAAUAAUGAAGCACCUUAUUUCCUCCCACCAAAUUCAAGAGCAGUUUCUACAAGUACUUGCGUUGUUGUUGUCAAAGUGCGGGAUAUGGACGAAGGCCCUGUAUUUGAUCCUUGUGUAUUUUUUUUGAACAUCAAGGAGUGUUUGCCUGCUGAAACGAUGGUUGGCCAGUACACAGCAAGGGACCCAGAAACUGGAAACUCUGAAGGCAUAAUUUAUAGAAUAAUAAAUGAUCCCUGUAACUGGAUCACCAUUGACAACGCAGGUCAGAUCAGAACCACUAGACUCCUAGACAGGGAGCAACCACAAAUGCAGCUCUACCAGUGUAACGUAACAGUCUCUGCAACGGACAGGAGUGGUAAAACAGGCACUGGAGUAAUAGUGGUUAAUCUAUUAGAUGAGAAUGACAAUUUCCCAGUGAUUCCCAAGAAAGAGUACAUAAUUUGCAGAGACAGACAACCAGUUUGCCUUACUGCUGUGGAUGCUGAUUUACCUGAACAUGGAGCCCCUUUCAGUUUUACUCUUCCUGACCGCAUGAUCCCACAGUGGAAAUUGACACAGCAUGAUGAGAACUCUGCAUACCUGGUACCAGCAGAGAAUUUGCCAUUUGGCGCUUACGAGAUCCCUGUGAUGGUAACUGAUCGUGCAGGCAAAGGUGGAAUUACUGAAGUUCGUGUAAUUAUGUGUGAUUGCACCACCCCUAGUGAUUGCCGUUACUGGCCACGGGUGGGGCCGCCGGUUGCACGUCAGACUCCUAAUGUGACUCUUGGUCUUUGGGCCAUCCUUGCAAUGAUUGGGGGAUCCUUGUUGCUAUUAUUAAUCCUGAUAACACUUUGCGGCUGUUGUGGUGCUGCGCCUGUGAGUAGCAGUAAGCAUGUGUGUGAUGAUUUAGCUAAUCAGAACUUGAUCAUUUCAAACACUGAAGCACCUGGUGAAGAAGUAAUGGACCCCAAUAUACUUCCUGUGAAAACAGGAAACAUGGUUACUUGUGAUCAAGGAACUCUUGGAGUGAAAACUGGAGGACAGGAAAGCUUUGAGAUGGUCAAGGGACACCAGACACUGGAAUCAGUCAAGGGCGGAGGACACCACACCUUAGACUCUGUUAAAAUGGGGCACCAGACAUUAGAAAGAGGAGGAUAUGGACAAUCUGCGAUGGAUGCAUAUAGAUACAAUUAUUCAGAAUGGCAAAAUUUUACACACCCUCGCCUAACUGAGAAGGUAUAUCUCUGUGGACAAGAUGAAGAGCAUAAGCAUUCCGAAGACUAUGUCCUUUCAUAUAAUUAUGAAGGAAGAGGAUCGCUGGCUGGCUCUGUAGGCUGCUGCACUGAUCAGCAAGAUGAAGAGGCGCUUGACUUUUUAGAUCAGCUGGAACCAAAGUUUAGGACAUUAGCAGAAACCUGUAUAAAGAGAUAAAUGUGCUGACAACAACAAUGCAGAGAAUUAUCGCCCUUUCCACAGGAUAACAACUUGAAUACAAAAUAUUUUUAUGUCUCUCCCCCCCCCACUUUUCUCGUGGGAGUAGUUAAUCAGAAGACAUUCUGACAUUAGGUUUGUCAGUAUCAAACUUUCUGCUCUUAAACCUCUGGAUACUCUGUGCUAUUUGACCUACCUACAUGUGUACUGCCUUAGAUUUACACCAAAAAGUAUUUUUUUAAACCAAAUGUACAGUCAAUAUUGUAGUCGCAUAACUUUUCAAAAUAGCAACAGAGUUUCUAGUGUUCUCUGCAUCUACCGUUACAGGGAGGCAAAAUGCAUUCUUUAUCAUUUUAAGAACUGAGCUUCAAAAAUUUCUGGCUGUUUGGGUCUGGGUUAUAGCAAGCAUGGUUUGAUUCAUAUGAAUCUUUCCUUUAGUUUUAUAGAAAUAAACGCUAAAUACUACUGCUGAAUGUUAAAAUAGUUAUUCAUUUCUUACAUUCUUAAGAAAAACAGGGUUUUUAAGUAUUUUUUAAAAUGGGAUCUGUAACAAAAUUUGCAGCCAGCCAUGACCUUUUCUAGAAUACUCCAUACAUACCCCCCUACAGUCCCAGUUCCCCCAAAACACAGCUUAUUGUGGCUACUGAGCAUGCAUGCAUUGGGCCAAUUUGAUUCUCCCUUUAUAUUUUUCUUUUUAAGCAUAUUCACUAACCUGAUGAGCACCUCCUCCUUGAGUAUGGACAGUGUUGCUUUGAUUAUGUAAUGAUUGAUACUCAUAGAAUGUGUUCAUUAUUAGCAGGGCUUUUUUCAUCCUGAACUCGCCGGAAUUCAGUUCUGCCACCUCUCAGGUGGGCGCCAUUGCCAUUCUAUGAGAAUGAGGAGGUGUUGUUGGUGUGUUCCGGCAUCUUUUUUUCUAGAAAAAUAGCACUGAUUAUUAGCAUAUAUGUAAUGGCAGAGGGGAGCUGGCCCUGCGAACGCUAAUACGGCUUUAGCAUACAUGAAUGGAGCACAGUGGUAGUGAGGUCAGUCUGUGCAGGUGCACUGGCAAAGCUCACCUGGCACAGCUCCCUCACCAGCUGCAGUGAUACUGGUGUUGAGAGGGCUACACUGUAUGGACUGCCUAGAUGAGUUUAAUUAGGCCAAAGCUCUUAAAUUAGUAAAUAGAGAAGGAAGAGAGUGAAAUGUUUUAAUGUAUAUAUGUACACAUUUUUCUUUGUACUGAAUUUUUGUGUUCACCAAUUCUGACAGCAUUAGUUUGUAUGUUCAAAUCCACAGGAGGAAUAAGUAUAGAAAUAAAAAUGUGACAUUGAAAACAUUUGCCAAGGCCACAGUUUCCACCCAAAAGACUUUAGAUUAAUUCAAAGUAUAAUACUUGUAUUUGCCACUCUAAUACAGCUGAGUGUUAAAAUACUACGAUAGGAACUGGAGAAAAUUGCUAGUAUUCAGGCACAACUUAUUGUUGACUCCUCCCAUCUCAGGAAAAGUGAGGAGCUGAACUUGGAGCAACAAAGGUAUGAUCUGUGCUGAUUCUGUGUUAUCACGUAGUGACUGGUGCUUUGCACUUAACAUGCAUGAAUGUGCCUAUUGUAUACGGUUCUGAUGGAAUAAACGUUGACUGAUAUUUUUAAUACAUCUGUAUACAUAGUUUGUUUGGGAAUUCAAGAGAAAUGUAUUGGAAAUUUUUGAAUUGUAAAUAAAGGGAAGGAGGUGUGCUGUAGCUGCUGUUUUGAUGUUACACAUCAUAGUCUUCUCUUUAAUCAAGUGGAUUUAAAGAUAUGCAUUUAAAAAACUGAUUUUAAUAAAGCAGAUGUUGUUUCUUUGCUAGAAAUUAA